Solea senegalensis (Senegalese sole) is the source of this 3323-nucleotide messenger RNA. RefSeq names its product nuclear receptor subfamily 4 group A member 1-like. Gene Ontology annotation, molecular function: zinc ion binding; nuclear glucocorticoid receptor binding; nuclear receptor activity. The record is from RefSeq and is a predicted model, not a curated record. NCBI's taxonomy places the organism in Eukaryota, Metazoa, Chordata, Actinopteri, Pleuronectiformes, Soleidae. The transcript is spliced from 7 exons. Gene Ontology annotation, biological process: regulation of transcription by RNA polymerase II; cellular response to corticotropin-releasing hormone stimulus. The coding region runs from base 110 to 1879 and encodes 589 amino acids. Gene Ontology annotation, cellular component: nucleus; transcription regulator complex.
GUGUGAGAGUUUGAAUGAGUGUGUUUGCUGCCACAGGUGUCACACACUAGACUCUCUGCUUUGGAAUAAAUGAAAAGCUUCACAAUCUGGAUAUUUACAUGAAUUAGCGAUGCCCUGUGUACAAACCCAGUAUGCUUCCCUGCCCCAUGACAACUACUUCAGCUCUGAGUUCUUGAAUCCUGACCUCAGUGCCAAACUGAUGAUGGACAUCAGUGGCCAGAAGGACCAGCUGUCUACAUCGUCGUUGCCCAGCAUCAACACCUUGGUGGGAAAUGGCUACGUGGGGGAGUUUGAUGCCUAUUCCUGCAAGAUUACCACGUCUCCCUCUGCCUCUACCAUUCCCUUCAAUCAUGCCAUGGCAGAUGAAAGCCCCAGCCCUCAGAUGCAGAACCAAGCCUUCAAGCUGGACGACCUCCAGGUGUAUGGCUGUUACCCCGGCUCCUUUGCGUUCAGCUGCCUCGAUGAAACACUGUCGUCGUGUGGCUCAGACUACUAUGGCAGCCCGGUUUAUGCUGCUGCUUCUCCUGCAACACCAGGCUUUCAGACACAGACUGCACCGUCCUGGGAUUCCCCUUUUAGCCCCUACCCACCGGCCCCUCCCUCCUCUGUGGCCGAUAAGGCCCCCAUGGCUCAGCAGCUCUCCUUUUUCACCUUCAGCCCCACGCCGGAACAGCACUCGCCCUUGGGGCAGCAUCAGGAUGCUCCAUCAGGACAGGACGACCCUUUCUUCUUGUCGCACCAGCAGCAUGUCUCUCCACUUCAUUGUCCCCCCAUGUCUCUGGAUCAUGGGCCUCUGGAAAGCCCCAGGAUAGUGGAGGGGACAAUGAUGUCCCCCAAAACCCAGAAUGCAGGAUCCAGUGAGGGGCGCUGUGCAGUCUGUGGUGACAAUGCUUCCUGUCAGCACUACGGAGUCCGCACAUGUGAGGGCUGCAAAGGUUUCUUCAAGCGAACUGUGCAGAAAAAUGCAAAGUAUGUGUGCCUUGCUAACAAAGACUGUCCGGUGGACAAGAGGAGGAGAAACCGCUGCCAGUUCUGCCGUUUCCAGAAAUGUCUCACAGUGGGAAUGGUCAAAGAAGUUGUUCGCACAGACAGCCUCAAAGGCCGCCGGGGUCGUCUGCCAUCCAAACCCAAGACUGUGGCUGAGGCUUCGUCCACAACACCCAGUGUCAACAUCAUAUCCUCGCUCGUCAGGGCUCAUUUAGACUCUAACCCUACCACUGGAAAGCUCGACUACUCCAAAUACCAGGAGAAUGUGGACAACCCCAAAGAAAAGGAGGAUGCUGGAGACGUCCAGCAAUUUUAUGACCUUCUGACUGGUGCUAUGGAUGUGAUCAGAAAAUGGGCUGAAACGAUCCCAGGAUUCACAGACUUCUGCACAGAAGACCAGGAGCUGCUCCUUGAAUCUGCCUUCGUUGAACUCUUCAUACUCCGACUUGCGUACAGGUCAAAUCCAGAGAAGAACAAGUUGAUCUUCUGCAAUGGUGUGGUCCUCCACCGACUGCAGUGCGUUCGCAGUUUUGGGGACUGGAUUGACUCCAUCAUGGAUUUCUCCCUCAGUCUUCACCGCAUGAAAUUAGACGUCUCCUUGUUUUCCUGCCUUGCGGCGCUUGUUGUCAUCACUGAUCGCCAUGGACUCAAGGAGCCCAAACGGGUCGAGGACUUUCAGAGUCAUCUCAUCACUUGUUUAAGGGAACACUUAAGUGGAUCAGAUAUAACCAGGACCCAACCCAACUAUCUUUCUCGUCUUCUGGGCAAACUUCCCGAACUGAGAACUCUGUGCACACAAGGCCUGCAGCGCAUCUUUUACCUGAAACUGGAGGACUUGGUCCCUCCUCCACCAAUUGUGGAGAAAAUCUUUAUGGAUACUCUGCCCUUCUGAAAAAAAACAAGCGUUUAAUAUGUAAAGACUGAUUCACACACAAAAACUGUGAGGCCCUGAACUCUGCUGGUAAACCUCCUUCUAGCACACUGACCCGUGUGCUGAGAGACCAUUAUUUUUCUAACAUCACAUCUUAAAAUUUUAUAUAGUACCUGUGUGAGUACUACAUAAACAGUUAUUUCAGUGCACUUCUGGACACAGUUUAUAUAUAUUAUAUUUUUGGGUGCAUUUGUAAAAUGACGAUAUUGCUGUGCUGUAGAUGUGAAUGUUGCUAUGCAGCUAAAGAGACAAGGGUAUUUGGGUAGAUGCAAUGUAGUGUUACAUGCUCGGAAACACACUAAUUUCUUAAAAAGCAUGUUGUUACUUUUUUUAAAAUGACUUUAGUCCUGUUUGUUAAAAAGAAAAAAACAACUGUGGAGUCCUACUUUAUUUGUUAAUAAUUCCCCUUCCUUGUGCCACAAAUGAUAGUUUUAGUCAUAAUCUUUCUCCUGUGGAAGGUCUCGGACCAAAGUUUACUCUUAUUUUGAUAGAUUCAGUUUCAAACCUUAUUGCCUUAAAACCAAGCAAAAUGUUCCACCAUAACUCUAGUGCUGCCACCUUGUAAAGGCUGAUGCUGGCAGAGCUUCUGCUCAGCUGCGUUUCCCUGUAAUAACGUACUUCUCGGGCUUUUGAGAACUAAAUUUGACUUGUUGAAUGAAAACGCAAAGUGCCUUUUAUAAAGCCUUAGUUUGUGAAUCACAUCGAGAGACUCCCGGUGAUUUUUCUAUAUUAUUCCAAAUGUCACAUGCAGGAAACCCCACAUGCUGCAGACAUGAGCUAUAGGUCACCAUGAUGAGUAUGAUCACAACUCUCAAUAGCAUAUCAAUAUAGUUUGACAAAGAGCAUAUAAUGCACAGUUUACACUAAGCUGGGAGAGCAACAGGUGGUUUAGAAUCUACAAGAUUUAAAUUCUCUUCAUGUUUCUGAGGUUUUAGGAGAGUUGUCCAUUUUUAGAUUGAAUUUGGUCAGUGCACAAUUCACAGUCAACCAUGAUAAUACACAUGGAAAAUGGCCACCAUGCAUUAAGUGUAAAUAUUUUAUGUUUGAUAUCAACUCUUCCUUGAUUCUUACAUGUAGACAUUUCAUCUGUCAUUUGUUUUCAACCUUGUACAUUUUUCCUUGCUGUCUUCCACAUUCUGAUGAAUUGUGUUUUUUUUAUCUCAAAAUUUACAAAAGGAACUCUGUUUCUUAAAAAUAUAAUCACAGUGAAAUGUGAUGUGCAGCUAUGAGCAUUUUGUUCACAUUGUCCAAACAGUAAAAAUAAUGUAAUGUUUUUUUUGUUUGUCCUAAUGUUGCGACUUUUGUUUGGAAAAUGUGUGGACUUGUGAAAAUACUGCCAGGGCUUUAAUGGUGCAAAAAAUAUUCUGAGACUGAGAAUAUUUGAUAAUAAAUGUUUUUAAAAAUA